UAGCACCCCCCCCCCCCCCACUGCGUUCGCUGCGCGCACGAAACGUCGCGCCGAAAUCUGUAACCGGUUCCUGAGCAUCGAUCCCGAAACCGGUUACCGGUUCAGCGGCUGUGACAUCGAGGCGCGUCACGGGGCGACAUGGCGGACCUGGCGUCUAAGCAGCUGCUGCCCAAGAGCGUGAAGAUCGCGCCAGGUGCUGUUGUCUGUGUGGAAAGCGAGAUCCGAGGACAGGUCACCAUCGGAACAAGGACAGUUAUCCAUCCCAAGGCCAGGAUUAUAGCUGAUGCGGGCCCAAUAAUAAUUGGGGAGAACAACCUGAUCGAAGAACAAGUGGUGAUCAUCAACCGGUUGCCAGACAAGAAUCCGUUGUCAGAGAAAAAUGAAAUGGAACCAGUGACGAUGGUGAUCGGAACCAACAAUGUGUUUGAAGUUGGCUGUCAAAGCGAAGCAUUGAAAAUUGGAGACUAUAAUACUAUCGAAUCAAAAGCCAUGGUCGGGAGGAGCACAGUGCUGAGCAGCGGCUGUGUGGUCGGCGCCUGCUGUAAGGUCAACACGGACGAAGUGAUCCCCGAGAACACGGUGGUCUUCGGCGAGCGCUGCUCGCGCAGAACCCAGUCCGAGAAACCACAGUCUCAGUCCCUGCAGCUGGAUUUUCUCAUGAAGAUUCUUCCUAAUUACCACCACCUCAAGAAGCCAAAAGCAGCGACACCAGCAAAGGCGUGAGACUUGGAUAAUUCCGUGUUCAAACGUGAAGAUUUGCUUGUGGAACUGCUGCUACUGCUGCUGUCGAUAAACAUUUCUACACCGGUGAAUUACCACAAAUGAGAGCAGAGCAUUCCUUUGCCGACGUGUGCGGUGUUGUGUCAGGAGCAGCACGGUUCCUUGAUCACGUGUCAUUCCCUGCGCUUAAUGUCGUUUCAAAUACUAACUGCUGGUGAUUUUUAUUUGUCUACGUUUUAUAACUCGACAGCAUCGCUUCUUAGGGCUCUUGUGAAUUCAUCUGUCAAAUUAAAGUUCUAGCUUAGUUAACGAAGCAAAUAAAAUUGACGUCCAGUAAUAUGCUUUGUUGACCUUGCUCAUCAAAGCAGCACUCACGUUACCAGUUUUGCCGUUGUUUUGUAUUUUUUAUUUCCAUGCUUCCUAUCCAUUAAAAUUAAGCGCUUGUUGAAAUAGAAUAUUGCAGUCACAGUUACAAAAUCAGACAAGAUGAUGGCAGUUUUGCAUGACUCAUAUGCUGGUUUGUUGAUAUGACAAACAUGAACUCCACCAUUGCUAUAUGGCAAUUGGGUACCUUAGUUGAAAUGAAGGUUACAAUGCCUUAUUUAUAAUUUUCUUGCCGAGGGUUAUCCCCAGUUUGAUUAUUUUCUAAAGUAUGUAGGCAGUAAUGGAAGCAGUUAUUGUAAUUCUGCAUGAAUAAAAGAAUCCGUCUCAUGUG
This is a messenger RNA of Lethenteron reissneri (Far Eastern brook lamprey), 1435 nucleotides long. It is a transcript of the gene DCTN6, whose product is annotated as dynactin subunit 6. Gene Ontology annotation, cellular component: dynactin complex. Gene Ontology annotation, biological process: mitotic spindle organization. The record is from RefSeq and is a predicted model, not a curated record. Gene Ontology annotation, molecular function: dynein complex binding. Lineage: Eukaryota; Metazoa; Chordata; Hyperoartia; Petromyzontiformes; Petromyzontidae.